AGUGUCUGUGUGUGUGUUUGUGUGUGUUGACCUGAACGUUGACCGACAGCAUGAACACAGUGAUGGGUCUUUUGCACGGAGCUCUGCUGCUGCUGCUGUUGUGUCAUCUGAGCAUCACGACAUCAGUGAUGCUCGCUCCACCUGGCCAGGUGAGGUUUGACUCUGUGGACUAUAUGAAUAUUCUGCGCUGGACUCCAUCCGCCAGUAACAUGUCUCUGCGUUACUACAUCCAGUGGAAGAUUUACGGGGAGCCUCAGUGGUUGGACGUAAGCGGCUGUCAGGGCAUCAAGAAGCACCAGUGUAACCUCACUGGGCUGACCUCUGACCCCACAGAAUGGUACUAUGCCAGAGUGCACGCUGACUCUCUUUCCUCCACCAAGUCAGCCUGGACUCUCUCCCGCAGAUUCAAUCCACGCUGGGACACCAAAAUCAGUUCUCCUGUUCUGAGGCUGAACGUCACCGAGCACGGGAUUGUGGUGCGUGUGAAGUCUCCUCGACUGCUGGUCCGCAAGAUGCACAACAGUCUGCUCUACAAGAUCUACCUCAUACACACCAGCGGAGAGGAGGAGGUGUUUGAGAUGGACUGCUGCUCCAAGAAACUCACUCUACAGGAGCUGAGCCACAAGACAAAGUACUGUCUCCAGGCCCAGACCACCAUCUCCUUCCCACCCAAGAGUAGCACUCGUAGCACUCAGGAGUGUGUCACUACACUCUGAUCACACAGCAGUGUCUUUUCCAUUUUCUUCCCUUCGCUGUGGAGAGCAUCCCAGAAUGAGUGGACUUGUCUUCCAUCAGUUUCCAGUUCAGUCCAUCGCUGCCUCGACAGCUGCAGACAUACAGUGAUGCAUUUUACUUACUUACAAGCAUUAAGAAACUCAAGAUCUGCUAUUUUAUUUUGUUCUAUCAUUAUUAUUAUUAUUAUUGUAGAGUUUUUUAUCUGCAGUGACGAGUGAACCCUGCUUGUGCAAUUUUACUUCCAAACACACACAAUGUCCUCAUAUUUAAGGUAACAAUCUUCUGACACUACAUUCAUCUCCAUAUUUAUAGCUUGACGUCUACAUUGUCACUGUAAAGCUACAGUAAGUGAUACACGAGCCUUGUUAUGUCUGCAGAUUUUCUCUCUUUCACACGAUCAAAUGUAGUUUGCAUUACACGGUUCAUUUUUUCCCUCUAGUGCAGUUAUGUAAAAAGCUGCUUUAUAGCUAAUGGAGUCCAGCAUUACUGUGAAGAAGUGAGAUAACACUACUCAGACUUUAUCUUAGCCAAAUGUUAUUGUUGUUGAGUGUGCCACGUUACAAAUAAAAAGCCGCGGGUACUUUCCGCACUCUCCA
Molecule: messenger RNA, 1331 nt
Organism: Solea solea (common sole)
Lineage: Eukaryota; Metazoa; Chordata; Actinopteri; Pleuronectiformes; Soleidae
Gene: il22ra2
Product: interleukin 22 receptor, alpha 2
Exons: 6
Coding region: 51-716 (221 amino acids)
Molecular function (GO): protein binding
Source: RefSeq, a predicted model, not a curated record